AGAGGGAAACAACCGCUCGCACGAAAGAAUCCGGCGGCACUUUGGGACCGCGGCCUCUUUUCUAUUGAAUUUCCCUUCUUCGGCUCGAAUGUAAAACGAUCAACCGAGACAUAAGCGGACGAAAAAUAUUGUUUUAAAAGCGGUUUUUAACGCUGAAGGUAGUUCCGGUCCCCCGCGUUGCCAUGGCGCGGAGCGGUUGAUCCGCCGUGGGUCUUGGUGAAGCGGUGCUGGAGGGAUUGACGCCAUUUUGUUCAUUUGUGGAACCCCCCCUAUAAGGAGCAGAGUGCAGCCAAUAGUUGGAGCCCGGUUCUGUACCAGAAUGAUGGAUGGCCUCAUGUCGAACACGGCAUUACCCCCCCUUUUUGCUGACGAUGAUGUAUCAAAGGAGAGUGCAGAUCUGACAGUCGAUGCAGGUUUUUCAGGCCCAGAAGGCUCAUAUAGUUCAGGGGUCUCUCAGUCUCUGAACAAUCCAGAGUUUGUGGAGGAUCUGUCACAGGUGCAGUUAUUACAGAAUGAGUCCCCUCAGGCAGCAGACAGCAAUGAGCAAAGAAGUGAGGAGGAGAAAACUGCCAAGAAAGGGGGCUGGCCCAAAGGAAGGAAAAGGAAAAAAGCAACCAAGGACAGCAAUGCGCCAAAAGCUCCAUUGACUGGAUAUGUGAGAUUCCUCAACGAACGUCGGGAACAGCUUCGAGCACAGCGGCCGGAUGUUCCCUUUUCCGAAAUCACCAGAAUGUUAGGCAAUGAGUGGAGUAAACUGCCUGCGGAUGAUAAGCAGCAUUAUUUAGAUGAGGCAGAGAGAGACAAAGAGCGUUACAUGAAGGAGCUGGAGCAGUACCAACAGACCGAAGCUUACAAACGGUUCAGCCAGAAAGCAGAUGACAAACGGCACACAAAAGGGCUUAGCCAAGAUGAAGGAUCCCGAGCUAAUAACAUUCCUGUUGCUGAGCAGGGUGAGCUGAAGGAUCGAUCUGUGUUGGACAUUCCUAUUUUCUCUGAGGAAUUUUUAGACCACAGCAAAGCUCGAGAAAGGGAGCUCCGGCAGCUGAGGAAGUCCAAUAUAGAGUAUGAAGAAAGAAAUGCAGCCUUACAGAAACAUGUGGAGAGCAUGAAAACAGCAGUUGAGAAGCUAGAAAUUGAUGUGAUGCAAGAGCGAAACAGGAACGUUGUCCUUCAGCAGCACUUAGAUACCCUACGGCAGGCACUGACAUCAAGUUUUGCCACUGUACCAUUGCCAGGUUCUGGGGAGACACCCACUCUGGAAACCAUUGAUUCCUACAUGAGGAAAUUACACAGUAUUAUUCUAUCCAACCCUCAAAAUAAUGAGAAUCUCAUUGCCACAGUACGUGACUUAGUAAGCCGACUUGACAGAUUAACUCAAGAGUGCAACCCUCAGAAGGUUGAAAGUUUGAGCUCUGGGACUCCUUUCCAAGCCCUGAAAUCUAUUGAGUUACAAAGAUGCUGGAGGUUUGAUUAAGUUGAGAUGGUGAUUGAUUCUGAAGGCAUCAGCACUUGUUCACACAGCUGGAGCAGUCUGAAAUGGAAGGUGCCACUUAGACUUGCAAAGGGAAUAAAAUGGCAGCUACUGACUGAGGCCUUGGAGUUCAGCCUGCCCUGGAGAAGAAUUGUUCCUAACUGCAGGUCCCCUCCCAUUUCUAAUGAGCUGAAAGCCUACCGUCCUACAAGGAACUGUUGUGUUGCCUCUUGUUAGCUGGAAGCAUGGUGUCUUCUACUUCUUUCAAUGGGUGGCUAAAGCCAAAUGUUCCUGUACUAUUUGUGUGAAGCCUUCUCUUGUGACAUUGGAGGCCUUGGGUGCCCAUUCAUCAAAUUUAUCUAUUCAAUAGCUUUUUUAAAAAAAAUGACUCUUUGUUUUCCCUCUUCUGCCCUAAAAGUGGCAACAUGUACAUAGAAACAAGCUUCUGGAUGAAGCUGGUUUUUAAUGAUUUUAAUUGAUGAUGUUUAGAAAUACUGACAAUUACCAAGCCUAAAACUUAUUAAAUAAAUUGACCAAGUGCCCUGGUGGUUGAAUUGGCCAGCUUAGAACUGAGUCAGACAGAAUAGGGAAGUUCCAGAUUCAAUUCCUGUUCUGUGCUGGCUUCUCUCAUCUCAGCUAAGUACGUCAGCUCUCCUAAGUGCGAGAGGGGGAAAAUUGUCCAGAGUUCACACUUCUGAUUGCUGUCCAGUCAUUUCUGCUUGAAAGCAUAUGUUUGGUAAAGGAAAAUAUCAGCUUUGAUGCCUCCCUCAGUGAGAUAGGCAAUAACUUGCUAGAAAGUACCUGGUCAGUGAGGAUUGAAUCUAACUCAAUCUACCAGUAGAAUAGUUUGCUAAAACUCAAAGUUAGGCUCAUGUAUAAAGAAGAAAAUAUGGGCCUGAUAAUAGGGUGUCUAUGGAACCAUGCCUCAGCAACACUUCCAGAUGAGGAGAGAAAACUGAAAAUGUCUUACAUUCUUUGUAGUGUAUUGAACCCAAAAUUAGAUUGAAUUGGUGCAAAUUGCAUUGUAUUGAAAUCAUGAACUCCAGUUAAAUGAACCGGGGAAUACAUUCAUUUUGUGGUGCUUUAACCACAUAAUUGUUGAGACUGCGGCAUAACCCCAGAGAAUACACUCCUAGACUUGUCUGUCAUUUCAAGUGAGGCUGGUUUAUUUUCAAUGCUCUUGGGUUUCCGGGUGAGAGGCAGUGAAUUCUAUUGCAUCUGUUGAAUUUGGGACUAAUUGCUUAAUCUGUUUAAUGUAGGGAAAGGCUGAAAUAAUAACAGUGGGACCUCUUCACUUCUGCUCAGGUGUGUUUGAAUCAGAGCCAAAGUGGACCCUAUUUUCUAGGUGGAUCUGGUUUAUGCAGUAUCAGUGGUUUGGGUGCGUUAUGCUGAAUCUCAGGUUGUGCCUAUUGUUUCAAAACCACACCAACCUCUGCAAUGUUUAACCAAUGUAUGUGACUAAGUACCAGAAGUUCUUUGAGUAUUUUGGAAUAUAAUUCUCUGGUGGAACUUUUACCCUUAAAGAAUAGACCAUCUUCACCCCUGAACUGGGGAGGAAGUGGCUUAUUCCUACGUGCUAUCCAGUGAUGAUCUUCAUUAGAAAAAUGCACAUGUGGAUAUCAUGUCAAUAUAGAAUUGGAUUCUUGUCAUAUGGCCUCCUCCAUAUUAAUAUAAAGGAGUGAAACACUGAUUUAUCUGGGUGCAGUUCCAUAGGUGUCCAGGUAACCUCUGGAAGCUCAAACUUGGCAAAUUUUAGAGAUGCUCCAGCUGGUCUUCAGGAAAAAACUUGGGUUCCCAUUUCCUCAUCACAAUCCAGCAACACAUUCUGAAAGUAUUUCUGCUAAUUGAGGGUAGGGUUGAACCUAGUUUCUUAGUCUAAUAGCCCACUGAUGCUCACUGUGUAUGCUUUUAUAUGAAGACCAUUCCGAUGGUCACCAUUACCAAUGGAAGUCAUUGCUUAGGUAAGGGAGAAAAAAUACUUCUAACAAUGUAAGAUUUUCUGCUAGGUUUACUGGUGUAGUGAAUGCCUGGAAAUCUGAAGUGUUCUCCAUCUGAUGCUUCACCCCUUUUUACGCAUAAAAAUGUGCAGAAACUUAACUCUCCUCUUGCAAAAUUCUGAUUGUCCUCUCCUGCAUACACAUUUGAGAAUACACUGCUACACUAAAUGAGAAGAAUGAAUUUGUCAGUCUCACACAAUGUCCUUAACAAUUUCUGCUCUUUUUCCUGCAACUCCAUCUUUUCUUGUUUACGGAUGGUUUAAUCCUCUGAAGACUGGGUUGUAUGUUUUUGUUUGAACAUAGAUUAAUUUGUAUUCUUAAAAACUGCAAACCUUUAAGGGUCAAGCCACAAAAUUUCCAUUUGCAGAAACACUGUGAUCUCUUACUGUUUUGAUAAACUGUCUCCUGAAGGCUGUUGGAAACACGGUCUGAUCUAAACCAACGCCAGUAGACAUGAUGGUAAUUAAGAGAAUAGUCCAGAAUGUUCUGCAGUGGUACAGAUGUUCUUUCAAGCUGUUAACUGAUAGAGCAAUUUAUGCAUACAGAGAUUGCAUUUUGAAGGAGUUACAGUGUAACUGCAGUUAAAAAUGAAAACUAUUAAAUAUUUAUGAAAGUU
This is a messenger RNA of Carcharodon carcharias (great white shark), 4084 nucleotides long. It is a transcript of the gene hmg20a, whose product is annotated as high mobility group 20A. Gene Ontology annotation, cellular component: nucleus. The record is from RefSeq and is a predicted model, not a curated record. Lineage: Eukaryota; Metazoa; Chordata; Chondrichthyes; Lamniformes; Lamnidae. Gene Ontology annotation, biological process: regulation of gene expression. The coding region runs from base 320 to 1474 and encodes 384 amino acids. The transcript has 11 exons.